This is a messenger RNA of Giardia duodenalis, 1146 nucleotides long. RefSeq names its product GYF domain-containing protein. The record is from RefSeq and is a predicted model, not a curated record. Gene Ontology annotation, molecular function: protein binding. The transcript has a single exon. Bases 1 to 1146 code for a protein of 381 amino acids. NCBI's taxonomy places the organism in Eukaryota, Fornicata, Diplomonadida, Hexamitidae.
AUGAAGUACACAUUGAAAGAUGUCUUCAAAUUGUUCACGCCACUGGCAGAGAUGCCCCCAGAAAUUCAGACAAUUAAGAAUAAUUUCCCAUUGAGGAUUUUCUCUGAUAUCUCCAGCGGUCUUGCCAUUUCUGACGUGAGUAAUUUGAAUUUCUCUGAGUUCAUCAAGACUCCUAAUCUUCGUCAAAACAGAGGUACACAGCCACGUGCAAAACAAUAUGCAUCGAAGUUUGUAACGGAUAGCCAACAAAAGACACUAGCGCACCAAAAUCAAAUGCCCGAAGAGCCUAUCCAUUGGGAUAAGCCUGACCCAAGUGAUAAGUUUGACGAUCUUCUGUGCCCAGACUUCAGGACUGCCGGCGGAAAAGAAAGUAUAAGUGAUUCGUUUCGAAGUACCACUGCCUCAGAUGCUGUCCUCGAUGUGAUGGACCUUAUUUCUGCACCAGACAGUAGGAAGAACAUCUAUUCAAAUCCAAAGCAUCAAUCUGCAUUAACAAGUGAUCUGCCAGUAGAGACUGCCAAUGAAUCAGAUAAUGCAGGGGACAGGGGUCCUAUUGGCCUUGCAGGAGACGACAUUGAAGACGUUCUACAAAAGUUAGAGCAGGGUCCUGUCACCGGACCCAACACUAUCGACUCUUUACCCGAAAGUCAAGGUAUUUCUGAACAUGGAGUACCGCAGUUCCCUGUCCCGCCCACUAGUGAUCCUGCGAUCUUUGGGUUCCCAACACUACCCUACACACAAGUAAUUCCGGGUAUACAGCCAAUCUCAAACCAGCUUGUUUUCCCGGUGUACCAUCCCCAACAGCAGAUUGUCGGACUUGCAAAUCCAAUGGGCGCUGCCCCAUCCAUGCAGCCUAUGCACGGGAUACCGGCUAUUCCAGCUGUGUAUACUAUGCCUGUGCAACAGACUCCUCAGACGUAUGAUGUCAGCUGGGAGUAUCUGGAUCUAAACAACAUAAUGAGGGGGCCAUUUCCCAGCGUAACAAUGUGGAAGUGGUACAAACAGGGCAGUUUGCCCAACACGCUUCGCAUCCGCGUUGCUGGUGAUACCGGACCAUUCCUUCCCCUUUUUAGCAGGUGGGCCAAGUCAUUAGCACGAGGAGUUGAUCCUUUUAGUGUACCUCCAUCAGAACUAUCUUAUCAGUAA